This is a messenger RNA of Emiliania huxleyi CCMP1516, 1296 nucleotides long. RefSeq lists its product as hypothetical. The transcript has 7 exons. NCBI's taxonomy places the organism in Eukaryota, Haptophyta, Isochrysidales, Noelaerhabdaceae. The record is from RefSeq and is a predicted model, not a curated record. The annotation marks the transcript as partial. Gene Ontology annotation, molecular function: ATP hydrolysis activity; ATP binding.
AUGGCGGACACGCCAGGCUCACGCAGCCGCCGGAAGAGCCUAGGCACCGGGACACCGCGUCGAGGAGCUCCACCGGCGUCGCCGGUGGUCUCGGCGCCGCUGCGUCCGCCGCUCCCGCUUGACCGCGGCACCGGCGUCUGCCGCCUAUCCCCCAGGCAGCUGCACGCUCUCGGCGCUCGGUACGGCGACGCGCUACACGUCGAUUUACUCGGCGACACCGGGUACCUCUGCACCGCUGCGCCGUGGGGUGGACGCUGCGGGACGAGCGACGAGGCAGGUGGCGGCGAUGUUGCGGUGGCAGCAGAUUUGUCCAUGGAGUGCACCCCUCCGGCGCCAGGCUCUGGCGCAGCGACCGACCUGGGCGGCGAGUCCAGCCCCAGUGCCACCGCUACCGCCGCUGUCUCUUCAGCUCGACUGCCGCUGGCGAUCGCCUCGCCGGAGCCGGCGAGCGGGGCGGCGGGCAGCGCAGCACCGGACGACCCAUCGUUCGACGUCUCGGCGCUCCGUGCGGCGCUGAGCGAGAGCUCGUUGGGCGGAUCGACGGCGCUCCUCCGCCUACGCGUCUGCAACGCGCUGCUCGGGCGGUUGGUGCGGCGCGGCUGCCGACUCACUCUGCGGGAGGGGGGGGCCUCCCUCUCCCUCUCGGUGCGGCGCGUCGCCCCUGCAGGUGCUCCCGCCGUCCUCGUCACGGGGGCGACGGCGGUGCACGCGCUCCCGCCCGCCUCCCUGUACUUGCCGCUGCCACUCGAGAGGGGCCUGCUUCUGUACGGUCCUCCCGGCUGCGGCAAGACGAGCCUUGUCGAGCGGGUCGCGCGCGCCUUCCAGCUCCCCCUCCGCGUGUACGAGUCGCCCUCUGCUGCAGCGCCUGCCUCUUCCGCCACCGGCGGGGCCGCCGACGCGUCGGAGCGGCUGAGGGGCCUCUUCGCAUCCGCGGCGGCCGAUUCGGCGGCCGCGUCCAAGGCCGCGGGCGUUUGCGUUCCCGCAAUCGCCUUCGUUGACGAGCUGGACACGCUCUGCCCGUCGCGCGGCGCUCCAGGCACGACUGCCGAGCAGGCGCGAUGUGUGGCCGCCAUGGCCUAUCUGCUUGACGCGCGGCCCGAGGAGCCGCCGCUCAAGCUCCGGCCGACCGAGCUUCCGCAGCCGGCCACCGCAGCCCGUGCGGCCGCCGCCGCCGGACCCGCAGCCGCCACCGCAAGGGGAGGCGCGAGGCGCCGCAGCGGCGGCAGCAGCAGUAGCGGCCCGGCGGAGGCUGCUUGGCCGGGGGCGGCGGCAGGGUCUGCUGCGAUCGGGUCAAGG